GUAUUAAAGCUGAUCAACAGUCACAGUGCUCUCCUCUGAUGUUUUAUAACCCACAUAAACAGAACAUGAUAAUUUCAGAGUCCGUCAUUCGAUAAUUAAAUCUCUAAUCAAUCAUGAAUCGGUUAGUCGUGACCGUCGAUGCUUUGGCUCGAGCGCUCCGUCAAACGGUUUGGAUCAGACUCCGAGUAAUCAAUGUGAGAGAGAAUGAAGUGGACUCUUGAAGCGCACAGCUGGAGCAGAAAACUACUGUUCAGGGUUUCAGGUGCAGAGAGACACCAUCUCCUGUUUGUUUACACCGUCCUCAGCAAACCUGAUGGAGUCUCUGGUCCUGUGUUCAGUGCAGUGUGUGUGUAUGACGACCGAUGGAUCUCUCACUACAGUAAUGAAGAACACUGGAAAAGAUAUCGUUUGGAUGCAGAAAUCUGGAGAUAUACCAGAGAACCUCAUGAAUCUAGAGACUGGUUCAUAAAUCUGGUUAACUCUCUGGCAAACUGCACAAGCUCCAGAUGUGAAGGCCUCCAUACACUACAGAGGAGAGUCGGCUGUGAGGUGGAGAAACAUCCAGAUGGAGCAGUGAUGAAUGUGAACGCACUUGACGAGUACGGAUAUGAUGGAGAGGAUUUUAUUUUCUUUAAUUAUGACACAAUGAAGUGGAUUGAAAAAAGUCCAAAGGCAAAAGAAACCAAAAUGAAAUGGGACGCUGACAGAUUUCGCAAUCAUUAUCUCCAGUUCUACCUCAAAGACUGCAUCGACUGGAUCUCCACAUAUAAUGCUUCGAUUAACACUCCUCCAGUUCUUCACAUGUUUGCAUCUGCAGCUCCUCAUGACCAAAGCGAGCUGAAUCUGACCUGUCUGGCCACUGGCUUCUACCCCAAACACAUAGAGAUGAAGAUCACGCUAAACAACAUCACAGUCCAACCCUUCAGCUCUUCUGGAGUCAGACCCAACGAUAACCAGACCUUUCAGGUGAGAACCAGUGUGAAGAUACACAGAGAUGAGAAACGGGGUUAUGAGUGUCACGUCCUUCACAGCGGUCAGACAUUUACAACAUCAUGGGAUGGAAGCCUUGGUUCUAGAAGUCAUCACUGGGCAGAAGUAGCUGCAGGUGCUCUUGUGAUUUCAGUUCUAUACAUCAUGUUUUUACUCUACAAAAAACAGAAGGUUCAACGGCCAGAUGAACUGCAGUAG
Molecule: messenger RNA, 1188 nt
Organism: Carassius carassius (crucian carp)
Lineage: Eukaryota; Metazoa; Chordata; Actinopteri; Cypriniformes; Cyprinidae
Product: zinc-alpha-2-glycoprotein-like
Exons: 6
Coding region: 205-1188 (327 amino acids)
Biological process (GO): immune response
Cellular component (GO): external side of plasma membrane
Source: RefSeq, a predicted model, not a curated record